GUCCGUACUCUGGUGAGCAUGUUCGCACAUUAUCCAGAUGGAGCACGCUCACCAGGCGCUCCCUAAAUUAUGUGAUGAUAUCUUAUCCCUGCCACCGUUGUACGAUGAAGACCCUGUUUUACACCCCGCUAGCGUAGAUCCCAUCUUCUCGCUACCGUCGGAGCUUCCUGACAGCUUCUCUCCGCUUGCAUCCCAGGCAGAUGCGACAUCAGUAUCUCCAGAUAGCGGGCCUGCCCGUUCUGCCCGCCCUCAUCAGCGUCUAUCCGGGGAGGCCGUGAGAGCUCUCAGAUUAUGGCUAAACAACCACCCGGAGAACCCGUAUCCCACGACACAGGAGAAGGAUGAGUUGGCGCAACGCACCGGCCUGACUCGGGCGCAAGUCUCUAACUGGUUCAUUAACGCUCGACGGCGUAAGCGUUCCAGAGGAUAUAUGUCUGCCCGUCAGAGCCCGUCAUUUCUAUCCCCCAUGGAACGUUGGAGGAGCUCGCCACCAGAAAGUGAGGCCGCAGCCACGGACGACAUUUUGCGAGCUCUCGCCGAUAGCGAUAUCUCUGCCUUAUCAGACAGCUCGCCAUACACCGUUCCCCAGUACGCCUGGUCAAGCAACGACUCCAGUGGCUCCUUCAUCCAGGGAGAUGCUUCCAUCAGCAGUUGCGCUCGCAGCCAGUCAUCUAGCUCCGAAAUAUCAGUCGCCCUAUCAUCGCACAGGCCUCCCCAGCGCCCACCAACUCCACUUCAUCGCCCACAAUCUCGUCGUCAUCGUCGGAAACACAUCCGCCAUGCAAAUCGCCUUCAGUGGACUCGUCGGCCCUACCAGUGUACAUUCUGCGCGGACACAUUCGCAACGAAAUACGACUGGCAGCGCCAUGAAAAAGCCCUUCAUCUUCCAGUCGACCAAUGGCGUUGUUCCCCUGAAGGCGGACUCAUCGACAACAACGGCACACCCACGUGCAUCUUCUGCCAGGAAACCAAUGUAACCGACGAUCAUCUCGAAACAGUGCACAACUACAGCAUCUGUCUCGAGAAACCACCCGAGCAGCGCAUCUUCACCCGGAAGGACAACCUCCGGCAGCACCUGAAAUUAACCCACCGCGUUGACACCUUCCACGCAGCAAUGAACACCUGGCGAGAAAGUCGAAGCCACCACAUCCUCUCUCGCUGCGGGUUCUGCAGUGCAACAUUCCAAUCCUGGCAGGAGAGAGUCGACCAUGUCGCAGAGCAUUUCAAGCACGGGGCGGACAUGAAGCAGUGGAUGGGCGACUGGGGAUUCGAGCCGGAAGUGCAGCGGCUCGUUGAAAAUGCGAUACCGCCGUAUCUAGUUGGGAGUGAGGCGCAGACGCCUGAUCCGUGGAGGACGUCAGAUGUGCUUCCUAUGCCGAGGGAAGAGGAUGAAGAGGACGAUGAGAUCCCUUUCCGGUGGGAUGUACCGACUGCCUUGGAUCGAUAUUUUGAUGUCCAUCGCGACCUGCUGGAGUUUAUUCGCAGGCAAAUGGCCAACGGAUGCAGGCCGUCGGAUCAAAUGAUCCAGGAUCGGGCGAGGCUGUUCGCGUAUGAGAGUGAUGAUCCAUGGAAUCAGACGUACGCCGAUGACUUGUUUUGGUUGGAGGCGGUCAAGCAGGAGGCUGGGCUGGUUUAGGCAGCAGGUUGGGUUUAGACCGAAUAGUCUGUCUUUAAAUAGCUUAUCAUUUGGUUGUGAACUACUAUCUCAGCGGCUUGCUGCAUAUGGUAGACCUUGUGUCAAUAUUUUUACUUCGGCUUCUUACACGCUAGGGCCUAUAUGCGGUGUGCUUGCAGGGAUCAAUAGCUGACGUAAAAUGGGC
Aspergillus costaricaensis CBS 115574 is the source of this 1820-nucleotide messenger RNA. Its product is annotated as homeobox protein meis. NCBI's taxonomy places the organism in Eukaryota, Fungi, Ascomycota, Eurotiomycetes, Eurotiales, Aspergillaceae. Gene Ontology annotation, molecular function: DNA binding; DNA-binding transcription factor activity, RNA polymerase II-specific. The transcript has a single exon. The record is from RefSeq and is a predicted model, not a curated record. Bases 38 to 1636 code for a protein of 532 amino acids. Gene Ontology annotation, biological process: regulation of DNA-templated transcription.